AGUGGACAAGAAGAAAAGCUACCGAAAAAGUAGCCACACACAACCUCUCACUUUUUUAUAUCUUCUCUUAUAUUAUAAAAUAAAAAUAAUAAUAAAAAAAAAUCAUUAAAAGGAAAAUACGGACGAAAAGAUGCGCACCGUAUCAAUAAAGAAAUGGUCUUUGGUGGGCAGAUUCCGAAAAAGGGCCCAAUUCGCUGACGGAGAGAAGAACAACACCCACACAACAUCUUUUCAUACAUAUAUAUAUAUAUAUAUAUAUAAUUGAUUCUCUGCAAAUUCUGCAAAUGGUGAAUCCAAAUUGUUGGUGAAUCACUGAAGAAAUCAAAUCCUUUUUUUUUUUCCGAGAAGAGAAGAUUGAUCGAUCGGUGGAUCGAUGGGGGUUCCGGCGGCCAAACCUGCGUUGAUUUUCACGUACGGCACUCUGAAGCAGGGUUUCUCCAACCACGCGCUGCUGCAGGACAUGAUGGCGACCGGCGACGCGACUUUUCUCGGCUGCUGCCGCACGCGCCGCACCCUGCCGCUGGUGUGCGGGCCAUACCGCGUGCCGUUCCUCCUGAAUCUCCCCGGCCGCGGCGACCGCGUCUCCGGCGAGAUCUACGCGGUGUCUGCGGCGGCGCUGGCGAGGAUGGACGAACUGGAGGGGGUGACGAGGGGCCACUACGAGAGGCUGCCGAUCGAGAUCGAGGAGAGGCCGGAGGAGGCCGUGGAGGCGUACUACGCCCACGGAAGCUACGCGGAGGCGCUGUGGCGGAGGAGCGGGGAGGAAGGGUACAGCUGCUACACGGAGAAAGUGGCGAAAGGAUACGUUAAGCGCAAGGAUAGACCACAGCAUAUUACAUUCCUGGAUCAAAUUCGUCUCUUCAUUUCUUCUGAUACUUCUUCUUCCCCCAAAUCGGCCGAACCAGCCCUGAUUUAGUUAAUUUUUUUUACUGCUAAUUCCCACACUUUUUGUACGUGUUUUACGUUCACAACUGUGUGUGUGGAUUUUUUAUUUUUUUUUUGUUGUCUUCGCGUUGGAUCAAUGGAUGUAUGGAAUUCGUCCUCUUCAUUCCUGGCUCAUAUUCAACUAGUUUUGUUAUAUAUGCCUUUUUCUUUUUUCCUUUUA
This is a messenger RNA of Erythranthe guttata (spotted monkey flower), 1105 nucleotides long. RefSeq names its product AIG2-like (avirulence induced gene) family protein. NCBI's taxonomy places the organism in Eukaryota, Viridiplantae, Streptophyta, Magnoliopsida, Lamiales, Phrymaceae. The record is from RefSeq and is a predicted model, not a curated record. Gene Ontology annotation, molecular function: gamma-glutamylaminecyclotransferase activity. Gene Ontology annotation, cellular component: cytosol.